Messenger RNA from Ilex paraguariensis (yerba mate), 3175 nucleotides. The record is from the annotation of a GenBank genome assembly. Lineage: Eukaryota; Viridiplantae; Streptophyta; Magnoliopsida; Aquifoliales; Aquifoliaceae.
UCUCAAUCUUACUGGUUAUUGGGAGAAAGAGUUUCCUAUUUGCUGUUUAGAGACUUAAGAGGAUCAAGUUGGAGGGAUGUUACAAAGAGCUGCAUCAAAUGCUUACUCAUGGUGGUGGGCAAGCCAUAUCAGGACAAAGCAAUCAAAAUGGCUCGAACAGAGCCUUCAAGAUAUGGAAGAGAAGGUGCAGUAUAUGCUUAAGCUCAUUGAAGAAGAUGGAGACUCAUUUGCCAAGAGGGCAGAAAUGUACUACAAAAAGAGGCCAGAACUGAUAAACUUCGUUGAAGAUUCAUAUCGUGCUUUCCGAGCCUUGGCUGAACGGUAUGAUCACUUAUCAACAGAGUUACAAAAUGCCAACAAUACCAUUGCCUCUGUUUUCCCUGAAGAAGUCCAGUAUGAAAUAGAUGAUGAAGAUGAAUAUGGUUCUCCUAAAGUUCCAAAGAGUUCUUCACAAGUCUCAGCACCAAAUGUCCCAAAGGCUCCGAGUACAGAUUUUAAGGGUCUCGUAAGAACAGCCACAAAGAAACUGCAAGCAAGGAAGCCACCAAAAACAGCCAAGAUCAAUAAUACUGUUGCUAAAUCUGGUUUAAGCAAAAGCGAGGCUCUUGAAGAGAUUGACAAGCUUCAGAAAGAGAUUUUGGCCUUGCAAACUGUGAAGGAGUUCGUGAAGAGCUCUUACGAAAGCAGGCUUGCAAAGUACUGGGGUAUUGACAGUCGGAUCAUGCAAAUGCAGCAAAAAGUUUGCAGCUUGCAGGAUGAAUUUGGUGUGGGUAAGGUCAUUGAAGAUAAUGAUGCGAGGACCUUGAUGGCAGAAGCAGCUCUGAAAUCGUGCCAAGAGACAUUGGCUCAGUUGCAGGAGGAGCAAGAUAGAUCUUCUGAGGAAGCAAGAGCAGAACACAAAAGGAUUGAAAAUGCUCGUGAGAGACUAAAGUCUCUCAAGCAUGAGUUUCUCCAUGAUCGAACUGAUGAGGAGAAGCCAGAUGACCGAUAUGAUACAGUCAAAUCAGGAGAGAAGACACAAAGCUCUAUCCCAGAAGUGACUGGCACGAAAGAAGAGAGACAAGAAAUGGCAGUGGUACAAGAGAAAAUUAAGGAACACUUCGAGGCGAUCUCUCAGGGACCUCUGACGGUGUCAGAAAUGGCAGAAAAGAUUGACGAGCUUGUGAACAAGGUGAUUAGCCUUGAAACUGCAGUUUCAUCUCAGACUGCUCUUAUAAACAAAUUAAGAACGGAAGCCCAUGAUCUUCACUCACAAAUUCAGAGCUUGGAAGAUGAUAAGGCAAGUCUGAUUGAUGAUACAUUUAGCAACAGGCUGAAGGAAAUGGAGGACAAAUUGCAUGGCAUUCAGAAUCUAAACCAGAAUGUUGAAAACCAAAAUCACCACCUCAAAGAAACUUUUACUGAAGCUCGUUGUAGUCUUGGUCACCUGUCUGAGAAAUUGCAAACUGUGAAGCCAGAUGAAGACCUUGAGAUUAGAGGGUCAUUACAAGAAGAAAAGGUGUCUCUUGUUGAAAUCAAGCCAAAAGAAGAGUUGGAAGAACUAAAAGAUACACCGAGUCCAUGUGAUGGUUUUGGAAACUCCAGUACUUUGACAACAGAUGAGGGGGAGGACAGCAAACAACCUGAUAUCUGUACAUUGGUUAAGAAUCAGUCAAGAGAAGAUAAAAAAGCCGAUGAUGGAUCUGACAAAUGUCAAAACUCAAAGCCACAGGACAAAGUUGACAAGCAAGUUUCAUCCCAACCAGCAGAUAGUCCUCUCAACACCAAGCCACAAAAAGAAGAGACAGAAAAAGAAGAUGGGGUAAACUGGCAGCAGAUGCUCUUGACUGGGUUAGAGGAUAGAGAAAAGGUUCUAUUGACAGAAUACACUGGCAUUCUGAGGAGCUAUAAAGAUGCCAAGAAGCAGCUGAGUGAAGUUGAGAAAAGAAAUAGGGACAACCUCUUUGAAAUGACAGUGCAACUAAGGGAAAUGAAGAGUGCUAUUGCCAAGAGGGAUGAAGAGAUUCAAUCAUUACGUUGGAAGCUGAAUCUAGAACAAGCAAGUGUAUCUGAAGAUAAAUAUUCAAAUGGAGACCAUCCGCCAUCAACCUCAGAUUCGAUAGACGAUCGAAGUGCUAAACCUGAAGCCAGAAUUGAGGAUCCAUCUAAUAAUGAAGAUACUCAGCUGACAAAGGAAGAGGAGGAGCACAUCAUGUUGAUUUUGACCGAUCAACCUCAAUGCAUCUCAGUGAUUGAAGAAAAGCUCAGGAUGAACAUCGAUGCAAUACUAGACGAAAAUUUAGAAUUCUGGUUAAGAUUUAGCACAGCAUUUCAUCAGAUACAGAAAUUCAAAACUGAGGUCCAAGAUUUACAGGAUGAGAUAAAGCAACUCAAAGAAAAAAAGAAGCAAGAGGGAAGCAUUGAAACAGACUUAAAAUCGGAUCUCCGACCGAUAUAUAAGCACCUGAGGGAGAUACAGACAGAACUGACACUGUGGUUAGAACAAAGUGAAUUGCUGAAGGGAGAAUUACAACGCAGAUCCUCCUCUCUAUGCAACAUUCAAGAAGAGAUAACAAUGGCUUUGAAGGAGGGCAUGGAAGAAGAAGAAAUCAAGUUCACAAGUCAUCAAGCUGCAAAGUUCCAAGGUGAAGUUCUGAACAUGAAACAGGAGAACAACAAGGUUAGAGUGGAAUUGCAAGCAGGUUAUGAUCAUGUAACUGCACUCCAACAGGAAAUUGAGAAGACUCUAGCAAAGUUGGAUCAUGAGUUUGGGCUUUCAGAAGCAAAGAAUCAAAAUCAGCCACAGUUGAGCCACUCAACUAGUCGGUCUCGAGUUCCUUUAAGGUCAUUUAUCUUCGGAAAUAAACCAAGGAAGCAGAAGCAUUCACUUUUCUCCUCUAUGCACCCUAAUAAAAAAUUUCAGGUUCUGAGAUCUGGCAUUCCCAUGUAGAUAUUUUUUUUUUGGCUCUUCUUGUUUUCUUCAUUUAUUUUUAUCUUUUCUUUUUGGGGUUCUUAUAGAUGAUACCUGGCCAGAGUGACAAGUUUUUGUGUUUUCUAUUAGUUUCUGAAUGAGGAAAGAUGUGUGGUGUGGAAUUUUGUUUUCUUUUAGUUUCACAGAAUUAUAAAUGAUUUUAGGUUGUAAUUAUCAAAGCAACAUUAGUCUUGUAGCGAGUUGCAUUGAUUCAUUCUCAUUAUG